Andrographis paniculata is the source of this 1954-nucleotide messenger RNA. RefSeq names its product G2/mitotic-specific cyclin-2-like. The coding region runs from base 578 to 1954 and encodes 458 amino acids. NCBI's taxonomy places the organism in Eukaryota, Viridiplantae, Streptophyta, Magnoliopsida, Lamiales, Acanthaceae. Gene Ontology annotation, cellular component: cytoplasm; nucleus; cyclin-dependent protein kinase holoenzyme complex. Gene Ontology annotation, molecular function: cyclin-dependent protein serine/threonine kinase regulator activity. Gene Ontology annotation, biological process: mitotic cell cycle phase transition; regulation of cyclin-dependent protein serine/threonine kinase activity. The transcript has 11 exons. The record is from RefSeq and is a predicted model, not a curated record.
GAGGCAAGGAAGGAAGGAGCACGACCAUUCCAUCCAACGGCUACCAUUCAUCCAAUCACUCACUAGCCGUUAAUUUCAAAAUAUAUUGAAGAAACAAGAAGCAACGUUCAAAUCCAAACCCACAGACAGACAAUACAUACAUAUCCGCUGUGUGUUUACAUUAUCUCCUCCAAUCCCUUUCUCCCAUACAAUAAAUGCUCUUCGUCUUCUUCUCCUCUGAAUCAUCAUCAUAAGCUUAAUCCCAUUGAUUCAACCAUUGAUUGAGAGGAGAAAGAAAGAAAGAAAGCGAUAGCCAAGGAGAAGGGGAAAGGAAAAGGAAACAUCAGUGGGUUUUCUUUUUGGUGUCUCCCAAGAUUCAUUCAUUCAUUCAUUCAUCCAUCGAUCCAUUUUUGGAGGAGAUUUCUUCGUCUCAUUUAGUGUUUUUUUUUUUUUUUUUUUGAAACAAUAAUAAUAAUAAUAAUAAUAAUAAUAAUCUUCGAUCGAAGAGGAGGUUUUGUCGAUUACACACACUCAUAUUUCUUUCUGCACCAGUAACAACAAUACUGAUUUGGGGAAGAUUCGAAUCAAGAUAGAUAUUAUGGAAUCCAUGGAUGAGAAUUUUCCAGGUCUCAUUAGGCCUCCUUCUUCAAACAAUCAAGGGGGAUUGAGGGGUGAAGGAGGAGUAGUUAAAUGUAAUGGUAAUGGCAAUGGUGGAGGCAGUAAGAGAAGAGCAUUAAGUACCAUAGACAUGAACAUCCUAGGAGCCCACCCACCCUACCACUCUAAUAAACGAGGGCAUCACAAUACUGCUGCUGCUGCUGCCUGUAAUAACAAGCCUCCUGUUGCUGUUCCGCCGCGCCGCCCCAUAACCAGGAAGUUUGCUGCACAAUUGGCUGAAGAGAAGGAUAAGAAGCCAUCAAUUCAGAUUAUUGAAUUAUUACAGGAGGAAGAUAACAUCAGGUCAAUUGCUCAUCUGGUUUCGACUUCUAGUCGACAAUCCGAGGAUUGCAUUAUCAUCGAUGCAACAGAUGAUGACCACUCAAAAACAGAACAAAAAAUUGAAGAAGUUGAAAUGGAGGACAUCAUCAACGAGGAGGACGACGAGCCGGUAAUAGACAUCGACGCCGGAUGUAAGAACAAUCCUCUCGCCGUCACAGAGUACAUCGAUGACUUGUACUCUUUUUACAAGAAAACAGAGGGCCUAAGCUGUGUGUCGCCGAGCUAUAUGAUGUCUCGACAAUUCGACAUUAAUGAAAGAAUGCGAGCGAUCCUUGUCGAUUGGCUAAUUGAGGUUCAUUACAAAUUUGAACUGGCGGAGGAGACACUAUAUCUAACGGUCAAUUUGAUCGACCGGUUUCUAUCAGUUCAAUCAGUUGUAAGAAAAAAGCUUCAGCUUGUUGGAGUGACGGCGAUGCUCCUCGCCUGCAAGUACGAAGAAGUUUCGGUCCCUGUUGUCGAGGACUUCAUACUCAUAACCGACAAGGCCUACACCCGAAAAGAAGUUCUUGAAAUGGAGAAGCUGAUGAUCAAUACAUUACAGUUCAAUCUAUCGUUGCCAACGUCGUAUGUGUUCAUGACGCGGUACCUCAGGGCAGCACAGGCGGACAGAAGGAUGGAGGUUUUAUCGUUCUAUGUAAUGGAGCUGUGCCUGGUCGAGUAUGAGAUGUUACGGUUCGCGCCGUCUAUGCUGGCGGCAGGCGCAGUGUUUACAGCGCAAUGCACGUUGAGCGGACAUCGCCAGUGGAGCAAGACGUGCGAGAGAUAUACGGGAUAUACUCAAGAUGAUCUGUUGGAGUGUGCAAAGAUGAUGGUGAGACUCCAUGAAAAGGCAGCAAGUGGGAAGGGAAAUCUAUCUGCUGUGUACAAGAAAUACUCUACUGCAAAAUAUGGCUAUGCAGCUAGGUUUGUUCAGCCUGCUCUGUUUCUCAUUCAAGAAGAAGAAGAUGAAAGAUCAGAUAUGACUAGUCUGAGAUAG